CGAACGUGCGAGUUUCCCCAGAAGUUUGCGAGCUGCAUCCGGCGCCUGCUGGUGUGAAAGCGGGCGAAGCAGCUGCUGCUGCUGUCCCGUCAUGGAGCGAGGAGGCCCGGGAGAGGCGUUUUCUCUUCCUUCCUUUCCGUUUUAAACAUUGCCUCUUUCUUCUUUGCAUUGUGCUGGCUUCUUCCCGGCAGGCUGCCGCGUUGCUCAAGAAUUCCUCUCCAACAAAAUGGAAGGUGUGCAAUUUGGGUGGUGAUGGACUCUGACCGGCUCCCGGGGAUGGAUAUCGGUCUCCUCCCAUUGCAGCCUGAGAGUUGAUCGAUUGCCAAGGAAAAGGCUCUUCUUUGUAUUUCACAUAAAUACCUUGUGGCAAAAUUGAUCUUAACGAACAAACCAAACAUAUAGGAGAUUUAAUACUAUUUCUAUUCAAUCAAGCGUAGACCAAGACUUCUUGCAUUACAGCCAUAGGUUUCUCAAGAAUAGAAUUCAACUGGAGUGUGUAAAAGAACCUUCAUGUUCACUGGACGUUCCAUCCUAGAUCUUCAAGUGCUGCAAGAUAAUGUGUAAAAGGAGCGAAAAAAUGAAACUCUUAUAUCUAGCGAAAAGUGAGGAUUUGCUGAGAGAAACAGAAGCGGAGCGGGAGAAUAUCGUCUGGGAGUGGAAAGAACUGCAAAGAUUCCUCCGAGAUCAAGAAGAGGUUUUGUUAAGGCGGUUGGAAGAGCUGGAGAAGGACAUCAUUGCGAGGAGAGACGAACACCUUUCAGGAAAAGGCCCGGGCAGAUCCGGCAAGGGGCUUCUGUCAAAGAACCUCAAAGGAGCAAACAAGGGGUACGUUUGCUUAACUGUCGGGUUGGCCUCAGAACAGUCCUGGACUGGAAAAGCCCCUUGGCUCUUGUGUUGUGUAUUGUGCACAGAUUAUGCCUGCUUGAAGAAUGGGGCGUCUUCUAAGUUUAAGGGAGAGUUCAUGGAGCUGGAACACAGGCUCAACCGUUUUUCUAGAAAGAGGAUUGAACUCAAAGAAGUGCUAUGUACAUUUAAAGAAAUGCUGAAGCUAGAACUGGACGAAGAGGGAGAUGCAUAUCUUUUACCUGGAGGCCGAGAAAAGUCAGCAUGGUACUCUCGCUUUCUCCAUUCCUGCAGAAGGACUGGAGAGGGGCUGGCUUUGCCCCAGUUUGCUCAGAAGCCUGUUUCCUUUGAGGAGGUCGUUGUGCGCUUCUCCAAGGAAGAAUGGUCUCUCUUGGACCCCAGUCAGAGAGUCUUGUACAGGGAAGUGAUGCAGGAGAAUUACGAAAAUGUGGCCUCUCUCGUUCUGUCCCUCACCAGUUUGGGUCCAAACUCCUGGGUGGAGGAAGAAGACGAGGCCGUGUUGGGUCUAUGCUCUCAACGUUCUGAGAAAGGGGACCAUCACAAUGUCACCAUUACAGUGCUCAGUGGGCAAGAGAGGAGCAAGGAGAAGGAGAAAGAUCUCCUGCCAGCGAAUUUUGAGAAAACUGUGGUUCAAGACACCUUGAGAAAAGAUGAAGAAUAUCGUCUUGAGAAGCCCGCAACUCAUCAACGCAGAUCUGAAAGACAGAGGAAAGCUGGCCAGAAGACCCAAGAAGAGGAAUCAAUGCUUUCUCCCGUUGACCGUCAAAAGAUUGGCAAAAUUCUUCUCCAACCUAGAAGUGACAAAGGAGGGAAACAAAAGUUAUGUCCCAAAUGUGGGAAAGUAUUUAACCGGAGUAUCCUUCUUCUGAAGCAUAAGCAGAUGCACCAAAGGACCACUCCCUAUCAGUGUUCAGACUGUGGGAAGAUCUUCAGCCAGCGCUCCCAUCUUUGCAAACACAAGAAGUCGCACGCAAAAGAGAAGCGGUUCAGGUGCUCCGACUGUGGGAAAACCUUCCACCGGAGCUCCCACCUCUCUUCACAUCAACGGAUCCACACCGGGAUUAAGCCCUACACGUGUUCAGGUUGUGGAAAAAGUUUCUCCCGGGGGCCUGACCUUCGGAGGCACCAGAAAUCCCACACGGGAGAAAAACUGCACAAAUGUUUGGACUGUGGGAAGAGCUUUGGCUUACACUCGACCCUUAUCAAACACGAAAGAAUUCACACGGGAGAGAAGCCAUAUAAGUGCUCCAACUGCAAGAAAAGUUUCUCUCAGAGGUCUCACCUCAUCGUGCACAAGAGGAUCCACACGAAGGACAGACCCUUCAAAUGCUUGCUCUGUGGCACCGGCUUUAUUCAGAAAGCACAUCUUAUUUCGCACCAGAGGACCCACACGGGGGAAAAACCUUUUCGCUGCUGCAGCUGUGGCAGAAGCUUUAAACGCAACUCCACCCGUGUGAAGCACGAGAAGAACCAUGAGAAAGAUUUGGAGGCUUUGCGGGUAAGGAGCCUUUCUCUCAGCACUUCCCCGUCGUGUGGUCGUGAAGGAUCAACAUGGAGGUCCAGCUGUAGAAAUGUUCAAAGGGUGGGAAAAGCUGCUGCUUAACCCCAUAUUAGCAAGAACAGAAGGAAAGCAGAUGUGACCCUGGAAUAUCCUGGACUCAAUUUCCCAGUUCAUUUUGGGAAAUGUGAGAGGAGUGGCGGGAUGCUUCAGUUCUGUCUGGAAAAGCCAUGAUAGAGGAAGGGGGAGGGGCGUUAAGCAGCCGCCUCUUCCGGGUCAUUUCCUGGAUUAAAAUGGUGCUUCUUCCCCCCCCAAACUGCUAAGAGAUGCACACUGGAAAAUGUCCAGGAACGUGUGUUCCCCCAUGCCUGCUGUUUUUCCACUGCAAAUCUCAUACCAGCUUUGUAGGAUUUAAAUCAGAGAAAUUACUUUGUGGGGAAUGGAUUAGAUGUCUCUGCUUCAGUCUGUUUUGGAGGUUCUCAGGUUGAUUUUACACACAAGGGAAGAUCGGAUGAUUGGCUUCCUACUAGGAAGGAAGGAGGUCUGUGAAGUUUCAGAUCUGUCGGUAAGCAACCAAGUAUUCUCUUGAUGUUUUUGACUUCAUCUCCCACAGUUUUUUGCUACUGGCCAAUUAUAGUUUGGAGCAGCAGCAGGUGAGAGUCCCAAACAACUGGGAGACAUCAGGUUGCCUGUCCUGUGGCUGAACCACAUCUGCCCCAAGCACAUUUCCAGAUUACCUGCAGCACUGGCUACUGAGGGUGCUCAGUUCUCGGGGGAACAUGACAUUGUCUCCAUGAUGAAUUUUGUUACCCUUUUUCUCCUCUCGGUAUGUUGGUGGAUUCCUCCUUUUUCUCAGGGUGCAGGUUUUGUUCUCACCAGCUGAAAUUACAACUAGAGUAACUAAUGAAUUUCUGGCAGGGUCCUUAGAAUGAUGACUGUUGCGUGUCAACACAGAGGAAAAUCAGUAUAGGAAGUUGCCUUCCUGUAAGGCAGACCAUUGUCAGUUCCAUACAGCUCCAGGCUAAAUGAGGACUGGGCAACCUGCCAUCCUAAGGGCUCGUGGGACCAGAGGUAUCUGUGGGAAGGCUGGGAGGGGGGCAGAGAAUGAAAACAGAAUCACACCGACACAAUGCAAGCCCUCCCCUUUUUGUACAUACGUUGUGAUAUUGCAGACAUGCAUGAAAAGGGCAGAGCUUCUGUUCCACCAGUGCAAUGCUACCUUCAACAUUUUGAUGAAAGCUCUGGAUCCAGCAGAUGGCCUGCAUGGACCUCCCGAGUCUCCUGUGAUGGUGGCCCUUGGUCACCCCUACACUAAGCCAUAACUGGGUUUGAUUUGGCUUUGAAAUCAUUUCUUUUGGUUUGGCCUGGGGUGAUGUGGGAACCCAGGCACUUUGAUCUAGUUUAGUGUGUGUUGGGUGAAUCCUGUGAAUUGUGGUUUAUUCAAUAAACCAUGAUUCAAUCAUGGAUUAGUACAGUACGUGAAUGUAUCAUAUUUAAUCAUCUCAUCCUAACAUAAUUUGUUGUGGUAGAGAGCAGCACUCUGGUCUGGCACUGAGCAGAUAGGAAUUUCUCUUCUGCCAAGUUUUUGGGGGAGAAUAAAAAGCUUUACAGCUUUAUAGCUGUAUCGUUUCUGAAAAUAAUACUGUACGUGUAUUUUGUGGCUAGAUUUUUCAAGUGGACUAGUUUUAUAGAAGAAUGAAUGAAUUCUGGGAGUUGAAGUCCACACUUCUUAAAGUUGCCAAGGUUGAGAAACACUGGUUUACUCCUUUAGAAAUUGAAAUAACUAGAAUAUAGUGGCCUUUUAUGUAUUAAUUUUAAUAGAAAAGACAUUAGAAACAUUGAAAUUAAGUAGCUAAUUCUAUUCUCAAAUUGAUGCCCUCCAAUUUUUUAAAAUGAUAGUCAGCUCCAGUGCAAGUCUUCCAGAUGUGCGAAGACUUCCCUUGUCUAGGUUUCUGCUUGACUGAAGCCACACUGAUGUUUGAAUGUAGCAACCUAGCCAAUUUUGAAUAUGCAGUCCAUUUGAGUCCAAUUAUUUAGGCUAUUUUUUUGUUCUUGUUCUGUUUCGGUAUCUGAAUAUUUAUUGUUGUACACUAUUUGCAAUAGACACCCUAAAUAUUUCUGGGUUAGAAAGCAAGGUAUCCAAAUUUAGAAUAAACACAAACCACGUCUAAACAUUUUCCACCCUCUUUAAAAUUCAAGGGGAACCUGCCUUUUAGAUCUGAAGGAGGCUGGCGUGAAGCGAAACUAAUGGAUUGAUGACUCAGGGUUGGAGAUGUAUUAAAAUGCCAUGUUUUCAUCUAGCUUUCAGUUGGACGUCUGCUCUUGGAUGUGGCUGUCCCCUGUGGAGAAUCAAAACAAAAGUAUAGCUUGAAUUAAUUAUACUAUCUUAUACAUAAAGAUACGGCGUGGUGUAUGUUUUUAGUUGUACAGUAUUUCUCUAGCAGUGUCUUUAAAUAGGGAUUCUUGUUACGAGGCCAGUUGGUUGGCUGUUGGUAAUUAAAUGAAUUUAUGCCUUGAUCACAGGCAGUAGAUUCAAGGGUAUGCCCUGCUAUGUUUCCUUGUUCCCAACUUUCCUUUCUCAGCUAAGUAUGGAAUCAUCUCAUUAGAAUAACAGAGCCCUUGACCUCUCUCAUAUAUCAAAGUUGCUCUGUUGUGCUCCAAAGAAUGCAUUUCAGGUGUCUUCACACCACGAAUAAUACCUGAAUGUCCCUUAGUUGUAAACCUCUUCUUUUAAUGUAGACAUGUUCUUAAACUGUCUUUGAUCCACAUUCAGUAUAAGACCUUGGUGAAUCUUGCUUUUGGUUUUCCUGAGUGCAAGUAACCAGUGACUCAUUGUAACCUGCUAACUUUGGAAAAUAAAACCAUCAUUGGA
This is a messenger RNA of Python bivittatus (Burmese python), 5234 nucleotides long. Lineage: Eukaryota; Metazoa; Chordata; Lepidosauria; Squamata; Pythonidae. The record is from RefSeq and is a predicted model, not a curated record.